Messenger RNA from Saccostrea echinata, 5371 nucleotides. RefSeq names its product ubiquitin conjugation factor E4 B-like. The transcript is spliced from 25 exons. The record is from RefSeq and is a predicted model, not a curated record. Gene Ontology annotation, biological process: protein polyubiquitination. Gene Ontology annotation, cellular component: ubiquitin ligase complex; nucleus; cytoplasm. The coding region runs from base 146 to 3469 and encodes 1107 amino acids. Lineage: Eukaryota; Metazoa; Mollusca; Bivalvia; Ostreida; Ostreidae. Gene Ontology annotation, molecular function: ubiquitin-ubiquitin ligase activity.
UGAAUGACGUAGUGAAUGAUUUCUACAUAGAAAACAGAGAAAAAGAAAGAAGCAGAUGAUGACAGCUGAUUUAUAUAUUAUCGAGACCAGAUUGUUUUCAUUUUAAUAUUUUCAAAAAUUUAACGAAGUUAUAUCACUAGAGAAAAUGAGCGAAUUAACUCCUGAUGAGAUUCGGCGUCGAAGACUUGCUAGACUGGGAGGAAAUCCAUCUUCUGGCUCACUGGGUGAUGGCUCUCCAAGUCAGUCAUCACAGGCCAGUGGUGGAUCAAGCCAGGCCUCUGACUCUCAGUCCACCCCUUCUCGAACAAACAACACACCCCCAAGUAGUCUCAAUGUUGAUCCAGUAACUCCAGAUUCUCAAAGAAGCUUGGAUAUGGAUUCUGAGUGCUCAGAGAAAAAUUCUCAAUCACAGAUGGAUGUAGAUUCUGGUAUAGAGACAAUGGAGGUAGAUGAUCAGGAUAUGAAGUUUGAGAUAAAGAGGAGAAGGGAUACUAGUAUUGGCUCAGAAGCUACAGUAGAACAGGUGACUGAGGCCGCAGGUCGAGUGUGUCUGGUGUCCUGGAAAGAGGAGAAGGAGGAAGCAGUUUAUAUACCUGAGCUUGGAGAUUCCGUAGAUGGAGGUGACAGUAAGGAAAUGAUCAACCAGGCCUUGAUGGAAAUGCUGCUGAAAAUUCGGGAUUGUCCUGAAAACCCAGUGUUGAAGAUUCGCCCAAAUGUCUCUUAUGCUGUAUCACCAAAGAAACCAGGAUCAAGCCCAAGAGCAGUUAGCACCAUGAUGUCCCCAGAUAUGCAACCAAAGCGGGAAUUUUCUGAGAAGUAUCCGCCAGAGAAAUGUAAGGAGGUAGAAAUGAUUAACUACCUGAUGGACUGUUACGAUAGAGCUGCUCUGGAGGAAAGAUUGGCCCCUAAGAGAGCUAGUGUACCUCCACUAAGUUUGAUGUUGUCCAGUGCCAGAAGACAAUGUGUCUGCCAUACUGCAUUAGUUCUACAAGGAGCACUAACAAAACCCAGAUCUGUUGGUGGUACUUCUCUACUUCUGAACUAUCUAUUGUCUCACAACUUACCUCGAGGCUUUCUGCCAGAACUUGUACAAACCACAUGUAGUGACCCCGAUACUUUCACAAGAGUAUUUAUCCCAGUAUUACAAGGUCUAAGUCGACACAUCCACUCUAUGUCUUUGGACACGGACCAGUACAGGGAACCUUUAUCUGUUCUUUCCGAACUCUGUGAAAUCAAGAGUGGCAGCACACGGCCCAUAUGUGGUCUGGCUGUACAGCUGUUGAAUUGGAUCCCAGCCUCCAUGACCCAGGCCACGGGUAUGGAGUUAGAAAAGCUCUCCUGGCUCGGACCAUUCCUAGGUGUGUCUGUGUUUGCUGAGGACAAUACAAAAGUUGUGGAGAAGUUUUUCUCUGGUCACCAGCUGUCAGCUGAUAGCACUAAACUGAUUCAUCAGUCUCUACAGCACGGCCUGGAGUAUGUUAGGACUGAACUGUUCAAAAUCAUACAUAAUAUUCUAGUCAAUGGAUCUAGCAGAGAUCUAGCUCUGACUUACUUAGCCACAGCACUGGAAAGAAAUGCAAAGAAAUCUCAGAUACAGGUGGAUGAGAGAUAUGUUGCUGGAGAUGGAUUCAUGCUGAAUUUGUUGUCCGUCCUUCAACAAUUAUCAGUGAAAAUUACUCUUGAUAAAGUUGAUACCUACUACCCUUUUCAUCCAAACUCAAGAGUCAGCAUUAAGUCAGAGACCAGAUUAAAGGCCCUUCCACAGCAAGCUGAAAAGUGGAUCAAGGAUUUGUCCAAAGGAUCGCCCCCAUGGCAGGAUCCCAAAUUUCCCACAGAAUGCUUUUUCUUGACCUUACAUUGUCACCACCUGUCAAUCAUUCCUGCAAUCCGGAGAUAUCAGCGCCGCCUACGUGCAAUACGUGAUCUCAACAGAAUGGUGGAGGAUCUAGAAAAUUCAGAGUCACAAUGGAGUCAAUUUCCCAAUGCUGCCAGGAACAAAGAAAUGCUGAAGAAGUGGAAAUCUCAAGUUCAGAGAUUACAGAAAAGUAAAUUGUGUGCAGAUGCUGCUGUGCUAGAUGAGUCCCUACUUCGCCGUUGUUUAAAUUUCUACAGUGUAGUGUGUACAUACUUACUGAAAGUUGCAGACCCUGAGAAUAUGGGUCAAACUCUACCAUUGUCCAGAAAUGUGCCAAUGCCUUUUGGAGCUCUUCCUGAUUUCUACUUAGAAGACAUUGCUGAUUUCCUCCUCUUUAUUAUCCAAUUUUGUCCAGAUGUCCUGAAUGACCCCUGUAUGAAGCAGAUCAUACACAUGUUGAUUGUAAUGGUGUGUAACAAUGAGUACAUAGGUAACCCCUACCUGACAGCCAAGCUUGUCGAGGUGCUCUUUGUCAUGAACCCCAGCGUACAACGCAGAACAGGGACUCUCAAUGAACAGUUCUUACUCCAUCCUCUGGCUCUCAAACACCUGGUACCAGCUCUCAUGAAGUUCUACACAGAUAUUGAGACCACUGGAGCCAGCAAUGAAUUUUAUGACAAGUUUUCCAUCCGUUACCAUCUCAGUAUCAUCUUUAAGUCAAUGUGGCAGACUCCACAACACCAACUGAACAUGAUAGAGGAGGCUCAGAAUGGUAAACAGUUUGUGAAGUUUGUGAACAUGUUGAUGAAUGACACUACGUUCCUGUUGGACGAAAGUCUAGACUGUCUGAAGAGGAUCCAUGAGGUUCAGGAGGCCAUCCAGAACAUGGAGGAAUGGGAGAGGCAGCCAAAGGAACAGCAGCAGUCCAGACAGAGACAGUUGGCUAUGGAUGAGAGACAGUGUCGAUCUUACCUCACUCUGGCUACAGAGACUGUAGAUAUGUUCCAGUAUCUCACAGAGAAGAUUAAGAAACCCUUCCUCAAACCUGAACUAGCUGAACGACUGGCAGCCAUGUUGAAUUUCAAUCUCCAACAGUUGUGUGGUCCGAAGUGUAAAAAUCUCAAGGUGAAGAAUCCUGAGAAGUAUGGCUGGGAACCAAAGGAAUUGCUCAAUAGAUUGACAGACAUUUACCUACAUUUAGACUGUGAUGAAUUUGCUAAUGCCAUUGCCAAUGAUGAGAGAUCUUAUCGCCAUGAACUUUUCAAUGAUGCAAUUGCCAGAAUGCAGAAAGCUAUGAUUAAGACUAAUGUGGAGAUAGAACAGUUCCGCUUCCUUCAAGAAAAAGUUGACAAAAUUGUGGUAGAAAAGCAGAAGGCAGAGGUAGAUUAUGGAGAUAUACCUGAAGAAUUUAGAGAUCCCCUGAUGGACACCUUAAUGUCUGAUCCAGUCCUCUUGCCUAGUGGUGCCAUCAUGGAUCGACCAAUCAUAAGCCGGCAUUUACUGAACUCUCAGACUGACCCAUUUAAUAGACAACCUCUUACAGAAGAGCAGCUAAUACCAGCCAACGAUCUCAAGAAGAAAAUAGAAGCUUGGAAGCAAUCAAAAAGAAGAUAAUCCUUGACAACAGAAAUCAACACCAUCCAUGUGUUCCUUUAGUUAGUUUCAUGUCACUAGAGAAUUAGUCUGCUCUUAAAUUGUUUCCCCUCCCCCCUAAACAGUAGAUAGCUACGUUCUGUGAGUCUAACAAUGUCUGUCAGUUAAGACAUACCCGGUACAUUAAUAUUAACUGGCUGAUACGUAUAAUAGUUUAAUAUCUGAGAAAUAUUUUGAAGCAAGUUUAUUGUUAUAACAAGGGACUGUCAAACAUAGAACAUAUCAAGUUAUUAAUAUGUUUGAAAAUAAGAUUCAACAGAUUUUUUUAUUUCAUUGGUUUGGUUUUCCACAGCAUCUGAUGGAAGAUCUUGAUUAAUUUUUUUUUGGUACAAAAUAUGAAAUAUUAAUGAAAACAACUUAAAAUGGGGAAUGUAUUGUUUGAUAUUUAUGGUGGUUUAGAUUUUAAUUGCAGACCAAGAGCUUUCUAAGAAUCUACUGUGAUCUUGUUUGCAUUUGUUGACAAGUGUUUCAGUCAAAUGAACAAAUGUUGAUUGAACACUGCUCACUUUAAUAGAAUGAACAGUUUCAGUUGAUUGAGGAGACUUCACGUAAGUCUCAGCUUUGUUCCUCUCUGCGCUCGUUUAGUGAGUUGAACAUAUUAUUUGUAAUCUCUAUGUUAUACCAGUAAUCAUUAUUAUCCAAUUUCUUACCGUGUGAGAAAAAAAUAUAAUACAGAUGGUUCUUAGUGAAACCUCAGAUAACUGCUUCUGAUUUUAAUGUGAUUAUCCUGUUCCAUGUUAGAAUUUUUUUGUGUGGUCAACUUGAUGUCUGUACCUCAAACAUUUUGUUUACUGCUUUAUGACUUCUGUAUUGCUUUGUUUGAAGUGGCUUGUAUUUCCCCAUGUUUACAGAGAUACUAUAGACCUUGCAUGACAUGUUUUAUGGUGAAAAUAUAAACCUCACACUUUUUGUACACCAUUUGAAGUUUCUUUCACGAAGAAUCUCCAUGAUAAGAGAGGCGGUACUAUUGACAUCUCCACAUUGCCGCUAUAUACAGUUGAUGCAGGUAGAGGUAACAUUGUCCAACCCAUUAUUUUGUUUUGAUGUGAUAAAUGAGAAAAUGUCCAAAACUUCAUUUUGUUUUGAUGUGUUAAAUGAGAAAAUGUCCAAAACUUGAAGUUCUAAAAUAUACCAUUUGUUCCCAUCUUGAAUGCAUUUAAAUUGUGUCAUGUGUGUUUUUUUUAUUUACCAUGUGUGAAGUUGUACCAUCAAUAUCAGGAACCUAAACAGUUACAAACAUAUCAGUGUUACUAGUCAUCUCGCGGCAUAAAACUAGCGUUUGUUAUAUAGAAGAAAAUUGUUAAUGCUUUCGUGAGGGCAUAAUUGCAGAACUUUUUUUAUCAUGUGUUGUAAAUGUAUGUGCUUGUGCUUCUGGGUCAAAUUUUCUUAAGUUUUUGUUCCUGAUACAGUCUGUUGCAAAUUAUCUUCCGUUGCUUUUCAUUUCCUACAUCAAGUAGAAAUCCUUUUACCAAAUAAAACUUAAUUUGAGAGAUCUUAGGAAAGAAAAAAAUCUAACGAUUGAUAUAAAAUUUAAUAAGGUAUAUUCCUUGAGUCUUAAACUAAGAAACUUAUUCCGACAUUUAAGGUUUUUUUGAUGCAUGAUUGUGUAUUAAUGUAUAUACAUGUAGUGAGGCUCUGAGACAACAUUGCUUUGCUCAUGACCAUUAAGUUUUCUGACAAGCUUGUGUGUGUGUGUGCUAUAACCAUUCUGUGAUUGUUUACGUUUUCAUCUUUUUGUGAUUUGUUAUUUAUACAUGAAAAUACUGUUGUAUGUACAAAGGAAUUUUCUGGGACAAAGACUGGGAAAAAAGUUUGAUGUUGAUAAAUUGUAAAUGGCUGCAAUAAAGUAAUUAAGAGAAUUAA